This is a messenger RNA of Ixodes scapularis (black-legged tick), 1137 nucleotides long. It is a transcript of the gene Snap29, whose product is annotated as synaptosomal-associated protein 29. Gene Ontology annotation, biological process: synaptic vesicle priming; synaptic vesicle fusion to presynaptic active zone membrane; exocytosis. The record is from RefSeq and is a predicted model, not a curated record. NCBI's taxonomy places the organism in Eukaryota, Metazoa, Arthropoda, Arachnida, Ixodida, Ixodidae. The coding region runs from base 33 to 914 and encodes 293 amino acids. The transcript is spliced from 4 exons. Gene Ontology annotation, cellular component: SNARE complex; plasma membrane. Gene Ontology annotation, molecular function: syntaxin binding; SNAP receptor activity.
ACAUCUAUCCAUCCAUCACGUAAAAUUGCAACAUGGCGAACGCAGGCCGAUGGAAAGCUGGUGCGAACCCCUUUUUGGAAGACGAUUCCGAAGAUGUGGACGACUUCACGUUCCUCAGCCGCUCUAAGCCGAGCGGCCCGGGCUUCUCGUCCAGCAGGCAACAGAAUUCUAUAAACCAGGAAUGGGAACAGCGGCGGGAUCAGCUGCUCGCGGAGCGCCGACAGCUGGAAGACCGAAUACUCGACAAGUCGGACUCUGCGGUACGAGUCAUGUACGACACCGAACAAGUUGGGAUCGCCACUGCCGAGGAACUAGCGCACCAAGGGGAGCAACUUAAAAAUGUGGACCGAAGACUGGACAACAUUAAUACCAACAUGAAGACGAGCCAGAAGCACCUCAACUCAAUGAAGAGCGUUUUCGGAAGCAUCAAGAGUUAUUUCCGCGGCGGGAACAACGCGGAUGCCUCCCGAAAUGCUGGAGCAGCCGCUCCAUUUGUUGACGAGGAGGAAGAGGAGAAGCCAGUCACGGAGCUGGAGAAGACACUGCAGAAGGUGAAGCUGGACGGCAGCAACUCGGCCAGGCAGCGGGGACCCCACCCCGGCCUGCGGAUUCGGGGCGUCGACACGUCCGGCUUUGCGGCCGGAUUCCAAGACGACCGGGGCGACCUCGUGGCGGCCAAGCCGCAGCCGUCUGCGGGCUACGGGAGCCGCACUGCCGAAGUGGAACAGAAACUGGACUCAAACCUGGCCGAGCUGGACAGCGGCCUGGGGCGGCUCAAGUGCCUGGCCAAGGGCCUGGGCAAGGAACUGGAUGACCAGAUGGAGCUUCUGGACGGCCUGACGGACAAGACGGACCUGGCUGAGGGCGCCAUCGUGCACCAGAACAGCCAGAUACGGCGCAUCCUCAAGAAGUGAGGAAGCACAGGCCGCUCGCCCGGACGGCAGGGGCAGCAGCGGCGGAGGAACCCCGACACGACCCGGGGAGCGACGAGGAAGAAGACGGUCGUCCGAGUUUCCUGCUGCUGCGGGUGGAGCCUCGGCAUCGGCUGGUCUCGUCGCCAGUAGGAGAGGGCGGUAUUUAUUGGGGGAGACGGUCCACAAGCACGAGUGAGUGGCAAUAAAGGCAGGUUCACACGUA